CUAACUAACUAACUAACUAACGGCGAGAGAGCCUCACUACAGUGUGUGUGUGUGUGUGUGUGUGUCUGUACCGGUCACUCAGACACCGUCCUGUUCACUUUUCUGUGGAUUAAAUGGGGAGUGUGUCACUUUAGUUGUUUAUGCCUGGCGGUGAUGCGAUGGGAUAAAGCAGAGAGGAUUUUCUCUAAAGUAACGGCGCGGGACAGUAAAGGCGGUUAAGCGGGUUGUGCAGUAUGUGGUGGAAUGGAUGAGAAUGAGCAGAACCGUUAUGUGACUCAGCUGAAAGAGGAGUUUGACAGCUGUGACACUACGGGUACUGGUUUCCUGGAUAAAGAAGAGCUCACUGCACUGUGCCACAAGCUGCGUUUGGAUGCUCAUCUCCCGCUACUGCUGGACAUACUGCUCGGAGCACAGCAUUAUGCAAGGGUGAAUUUUGAAGAGUUCAAGGAGGGAUUUGUAGCUGUGCUCUCCAGAUCAUUAGACUUUUCUACAUCUGAAGAGGAAAGCAGCUACCUUGAGCCAGUCCCAGAGGAGGUGAGCCCAAAGUUUGUGAAGGGGACCAAACGCUAUGGACGCAGGUCACGACCUGAUAAAACCACCUCAGUGCUAACGGACGAGACGGAGAAGGAUGAGACCCCCUCUACAGGUGUGAGGAGGGCCAAGCUCAGACGCUCUACCUCACUAGAGAGUGUAGAGAGUUUGAAGUCUGAUGAAGACACAGGGAGCAACAAGGAAACAAGCAGGGAACAACAAAGUGCCAUUCAACACUCACUUCUUUUUGAAGCACAAGGCCAGUUAAAGCUCUGGAAGCCAGACAGCUCAGGAAGUCGGAAGCACUUCACUGGUCUAUGCCAGGAACUAACAGAUGGGCAGGUGAGAGCGGUUUGGAAGGAGCUGGGGGUUGGCGCUGGAGGCUCGCUGAACAAGCAGGAGCUGUUGCUAGUAUGCGACCACAUCGGCCUCAAGGAUCUACAAUCUGAGGAGUUAGACAGUCUCUUCAGGAAACUGGAUAAAGACCAGGAUGGGAGAGUGAGCCUUACUGAGUUCCAGAGUGGUUUGUUUAUACAUGGAGAUUUGCCUGAACCCAAAGCUGCAUCCACCCCUGCCCGCCUCAUUGCCCAGUGCUCUUUUUCACAGGACUUUGAGGAGCGAGUUCUGCGCUCCACCUCACCCUCGGUGCUCUCCGCUACAGUGGGUCAGAGACUGCUCACUCGGCUGGAUGAUGGCUCAGGCUGCACCAGUCCCGAGAACGUCAUCACCUUUUGGAAUGAGGAAGGAAUUCGUAACAGCAGAGAUAUCCUUCAGACUUUGGAUUUCUCUUUGGAAGAGCAGCUGAGCCUGGCUGAUCUCACACUUGCCCUGGACAAUGAGCUGCUGGUCAGCGGCAAUGGCAUCCACCAGGCUGCCCUCAUCUCCUACAAGGAUGAGAUCCAGUUCCUUCAAGAGCUGGCAAAUCAGGCUUGUCAGGAGAGGGACAAAGCCAAGGCCCAAUUAGAACUGGCCGACCGUCGUAACCUACAGCUGGUCAGAGAGAUUGAUGACCGCCAUGCCACCAUAGAGUCACUUAAUGAGUCUAAGAUCAAGGAUCUGGAGCAGGAGUUCCGGGAAAAGCUAAGUGCCUUGAGAAGUGAGACAGAGCAAGAGAGCGAGGUGCUGCUUCAGCAGAUGGAGAAGGAGAGAGACAAGUUGAGGGAGGAAGUAAAAUUCCUCAAAGGUCAAGAAGCCAAUUUGCAGGAAGAAGCCGCUGCUGCCAUUAAGGAGAACAGUCGUCUAGAGGAGGAGAUCUGUGCUCUGAAAGGGAAGCUGUCUGAAGCAGAAAGCACCGUCUCUAAACUAAAGAAGGAUCUAGACCAUGUGCUGCAGGACAAGUAUGGUGGUUUAGAUCCAAACAGUGCAGGACUGUUAAGUCGAGAGGAGCAUCUCUCAGGGAUUAUAAAGGAGUAUGAACUGCAGUGCAGGGAGUUGCAGGACAGGAAUGACGAGUUGAGCUCUGAGCUGGAAGUUCUGAAAAAUCAAGGUUCAGGAAGGAAAACCAGACAAUCAAGGGACAGACUUUCCACUCUCACCUGGUCUGGCCGCAGAGCACUAACCACCGAGUCUGAUUCUGAUGACCCUGAAAUAAAAAGAGGCUCUUCUCCCAAAAUUAAGAAAUGUAUUAACAAGAAUGCUUUGCAAAGUCUAGCCCCCACUGUGAGCAUUGAGACAGAGCUAGCAAUGGAGCAACUCAAGGAAAGAUACGAACAAGAGAUCCAAGAUCUGAAGAUCCAGUUGGAGACCAAAGUAAACUUCUAUGAACGCACCAUAGAGCUGAUGAAGCAGAACAUGGAGGUUGAGCGUAAGGAGAUUGCCCAGGGCUUCAAGAUGGAAAUUAGUGAACUAGAAGAGCAGAAGGCUCUGGCAGAGGAGCGGCUUGAGCAGCUACGUCAGAGGGUGGAAAGAUUGGAAGGAGAACUAAAGAUUAAGAGUGAAGUGAUAGCAUGGGGACCUGAACAGGAGCAACGAGUUCAACGGGAGCAGGCAGAACUGGAGCAGAACUAUGCCCGUGAGAUUGGUAACAUUGUGCAUCGCCUCACCUCAGAGAAGGACCAACUGGAGGCAGAGCUUAAGCUGAAAAUGGACCAGGAAAUACUCCUUGUUAGGGAGGAGCUGGAGCAACAAUUAUCACAAAUCAAGGCUCAGCUACAUGGUGAGCAAUUUCGGCUGCAGGAACAGACCGAACAACACUGCAGGGAAAUGGGUGCAUGGGAGGCUAGAGUGGAGGAGCUUGAGCAGGAGGUGCGCAAGGAGCGCCUUCACAGUGCUGAGCGCUUAGGAGAGGAGCAGGCACAGAUCUGCAGCAGUGCUGCUCAGGAAAGGAAGAUACUGGAGGAAAAGCACCAGGACGAGGUUCGGCAGCUGAGGGAGUGUAUUUGCAAGAUGCAAGAUCAGGCUGAGCUACAAUGUAGAGCAGAGGAGGAAUCGCUCAUGCUGCAGAGGCAGUUGGAGGAGAAGCUGGAGGAGAUGUGUGUUCAACUGGAAGACAACACAAUGUCCAUGAAAGCCCAGGAUGCCCUCAUCCAGAGUCUGACCUCAGAAUUGCAUGCCAAAGAGAGGGAGAUGGACAUUAAGAAGGAGAGAGAGCAAAAGCUUCUUGGUAAGGUGUCUCAGCUAGAGCGCAAACUUAAUUUUGAACGUGAAAGGAAGAUUUCUCAACAAAAGGUGGAGAAAAACAAAGAGGAAGCACUUCUUGGCAAGGUGUCUCAGCUUGAACAGAGACUUGUGGAGGACAAAAAGAGAGAAGAAGAGCUUCUUGAUAAACUUUUUCAGUUUGGAGAGGAAUGGGACCGCAUGAAAAUUGAAUUGGAGAUGGUGCAAAAAGAAAAGGAAAGAAUGCAGGGAAACUGCAGUCAACUGUCAUCUGCACUUGUCCAGCAACAAACAUUGCUUGAGGAGCAAGAGAAGGAACUUGAUGAACUUAGAGAAAACUUGGAGAAAACCCAUGAGGCGUUAAAAAGCAGAGAUGAAGAUUUGACAAGACAGGCUUCUGAGCUAAAAUCUGUGGAGAUGGACAGAGACAGACUUAUGGAGGAACUGAGGAGUCAAGGCAAUAUCGUGAAGGACCUUCAGGCAAAGUUUCAGAAUCUCUCUGAGGACUGGGAUCAGUUGAAUGAUAUUGUACAAAACCUACAGAAUGCUCUAAGCCAGGAACAAGGCACAGCUACUCAGCUCCAAACCCUACUAAACUUGGAACGAGAAGAGAAGAGCCACUUUCUGCAAGAGAACUCCAGUUACAGAACUCUCUCAGACCAACUCUCGUCCCAGAUUGUGGAAAUGGAAACUGAAUCAACCAAGCUUACAGAAGAGCUCAAGGAACUGAGAGUAGAUUUACAGCACAAGGACAAGCAAUUACUAGAACUCAGGACUCAGCUGGAUGCUAAAUCCAAAGAGAUAGACUUACUCUGGAAUGAGGUACACCAGAAGAUGGAGAUGUUUCAAAACAUCAACCGUCUCUCUGAUGAGGUGCAACUUUUGACCCAGUGUUUGGAGGACAAGGAAAAGGAGCUUUGCUCCCUGAGAGAAGAGGCAGACAACUCCACUAAUCAGCUGCAGCAGUCUUUGAUGAUCUCCCAGGCAGAGGUUCAGCAGGUGGAGGAAGCAUUUGAGAGGGAGAAGGGCCAAAUGAAGGGGCAGUUACUAGAGAUGGAGAGACUGGUCAUUGCUCUGGAAACGGUGAUGGACCCAUCAAGUCCACACAGGGCCAAACUUGAUGAGGUUAAUUCUGAAAACAGUGCACUGAAGGACAGGUUGGCUGUUUUACAUCAGGAUGUUAUGAGGUUGGAGGAGGAGGUCAGCAAAAAGAGGAGGAAACUCGAGGAGAUGGAAAGAGAGCAUAUAAAAAUUCAGGAAGAAGAGGAGAGGUUACACAAAGAGAACUCUAAGGUUCGAGAAGAGGCGUUGGAGUUAAGUGCUCGAAACUUGCAGCUUAGCAACGAGAACGCUGAGUUAAAUUCUCGACUCCAGUCUGACCAAGGCACAGUGCAGAUGUUGACUGAAAGGCUUUCCCAGGUGUGUCAAGAACAAGAAGAGAUGACAACCUUCAUUAAACAGCUCCAAGAGACAAAUGGAAGUCUAGAGAAAGAGAAGCUACAGCUACAAGCUAGCAGGCAGGAUGAAAAGAACCUCCUAGUGAGAGAGCUAAACGAAGCCAGAGACAAGCUUCACCACUUAACAGAAGUUGAGUCUGUCCUGACGAGCUUAACCCUGAAAAACCAAUCGCUUCAGCAGGACAAGGAGAGCUUGAUGAAAGAAGCAGAAGAACAAAACAAAAAGCUUGAAAAACUUCAGGAGUGUAUUAACACUCUUGAAGACCAGUCAGCACAGCUUCAUUCUCAGAUUUAUUCAAUGUGCAAGGAAAAGGAGGUUCACAUGAAGGAGAUGUCCACACAACACAUGCUGUUGAAGGAAUCUCAAAACAAGGUUCUGGAGCUUGAAACCAGGAUGCAUGAAUUUGUUAAGGAGAAGGAACACAUGCAGCUCGUUCACAGGAUGCAGGAAGAGACAGCAGCUAGUGCUCUAGAGGAAAAACUGAGGAGUGUGCAAGCACAGUGUCAAGAGCUUCUUGACAAGUUGAAAGAUUCUGAGUCUAAGCUGCAUGCUCAGGAGUUAGAACUUCAGAGGUUAAAGCAUGAAAGCCUCACCUUAAGAAACAAACAGGCAGAACUGGAGACCACCAAGCAGAAGGCAGAAGAGCAGGCUUUGAGGGCAAACACUGCUCUAUCGCUGAGCCAGGCACAGCAUGUUCGUGAGGUGCAGCAGUUACAGGAACAGAUUGGCCUCAAUACCCAGGAGUGGCUUUCUAACCUACAAACUAAACUGGCUGAGGAGCAGAGUAAAACACAGCAGCUGGAGGUGCAGCUCCACUCUCAGGCCCAGCAGGCCAGGACUCAAGUGAACCUUCAACAGGAGCAGUAUGAGAAAGUGAUGGAGAACAUGCAGGAGCGGAUGGAUGACGUGGAAGCCAAGCUAAAGGCGGUACGACUGAUGCUGCAGGAGAAGGUUAACCAGCUGAAGGAGCAGCUGUCUAAGAAUGUUAAGUCAGAUUUGCUGCUAAAGGAUCUCUACGUAGAGAAUGCUGAGCUCAUGAAGGCUCUGCAGAUAACUGAGCAGCGGCAGAAAAGUGCAGAGAAGAAGUCAUUCCUUUUGGAGGAGAAGGUGUCCGCUCUCAACAAACUCCUGCGUAAAAUUGCUCCUGCCUCUCUUUCUGCCUAGAAUGCGUCAGCCACAAAUGUCCUUUAACAGUAAUGAAAUGUGAACUACCUAAGUUUUUUUUUUUUUUUAUAGACUUAAACUCCUCUAUUGUCUAUAAAGGGAAACAUGUUCACAGUAAGACAGUGAAACCCCUCAGUGUGACACUUUAAAGCACAAUCAUUGGUGAUUCAAGCACCGGACUUAAAACUAACACCACAAGCAUAAUAUUGACAGGAUAUUUUGCUAAAAAUGGUGUUAUACCAGUUUGUUUGUAAUAUGACAAUUUUGUUAAAGGCCACAGCAAUUUUAUUAUGUCUCUUCUGAGACAAUCAUGUCUGAGUAAAAUAUUAAGCGGAAGUUUGAAAUGUAAAGGGCCAAAUAUAAUGGCAUCUUGCAAAUGGGAAAUUCCUUUUGUUUAUUCGUUGGUAAUUUAAACAUUUAUGGACUGUAUAUGGUAAAUAUUCAUUAUAAAUACAGAAAAAUGUUUGAAAGGUGUUUGACUAUUUAGAAGUAUCAACUCAAAGCACAGUAUUCUUCACAUGUACAAUUUUGAUACACAGGCUGUCUUCAAACUGGCACAAUCAUGAUGCACUACUGUACAAUCCACUGUGAUGUUCAUAAAUUGUGUUGACAGCUGUAAUUUUAUUAAUUCUUCUAAAAUGUAAUUGUAUGACCUUCACUGCAUUUAUUUAAAAAAGAAAAAUGGACCUGCUUAAGACAUGGCAGCAGUGUGAUCGAGAUAUCAUACACAUGAAUCACUGUGUACAUUUUGACAGUAAAUUUUACAUCAAAACA
Pangasianodon hypophthalmus (striped catfish) is the source of this 6522-nucleotide messenger RNA. RefSeq names its product ninein-like (gene ninl). The transcript has 28 exons. Lineage: Eukaryota; Metazoa; Chordata; Actinopteri; Siluriformes; Pangasiidae. Gene Ontology annotation, biological process: microtubule anchoring at centrosome. Bases 244 to 5748 code for a protein of 1834 amino acids. Gene Ontology annotation, cellular component: centrosome. The record is from RefSeq and is a predicted model, not a curated record. Gene Ontology annotation, molecular function: calcium ion binding.